Messenger RNA from Nannospalax galili (Upper Galilee mountains blind mole rat), 779 nucleotides. RefSeq names its product thioesterase superfamily member 5 (gene Them5). The transcript has 6 exons. Gene Ontology annotation, cellular component: mitochondrial matrix. Lineage: Eukaryota; Metazoa; Chordata; Mammalia; Rodentia; Spalacidae. The record is from RefSeq and is a predicted model, not a curated record. Gene Ontology annotation, biological process: long-chain fatty-acyl-CoA metabolic process; cardiolipin acyl-chain remodeling. The coding region runs from base 10 to 759 and encodes 249 amino acids.
CACUCAGCCAUGAUAAAGAGAGGUUUCCAGGUGGCAGCAAGAUUUGGCCACCACAAACCUCUCCCCAGGAACCCCCAGAUCCUGCCCAGACUCCACCUGGUCUCAGCAUUUGGAUCCUCCACAGACUCCCUGGUCGCAAGAUUCUGUCCAGAGAAGACAGAUUUUAAGGAUUAUGCCCUUCCUAAUGCUAGCUGGUGUCCAGACAUGCUGAGCUUGUACCAAGAAUUUCUGGAGAAGACCAAGUCGGACAGCUGGAUCAAACUGCCCUCCUUCAAGUCCAACAGAGAACACAUCCGAGGGCUGAAGCUUCCAUCCGGGUUGGUAGUCGCUUCAGACAAAAGUGACCAGCGCAUCUUCACCAGGUGCAUCCAAGAUGAAGGACAAGGCUAUGAAUACGUCAUCUUUUUCCACCCGUCCAAGAAGAAGUCAGUCUGUCUUUUCCAACCAGGCCCCUACCUGGAGGGGCCACCUGGGUUUGCCCAUGGAGGGUCGCUGGCAGCCAUGAUGGAUGAGACCUUUUCUAAAACUGCCUAUCUGGCUGGAGAGGGGCUGUUCACCCUAAGUCUCAACAUCAGGUUCAAAAACUUGAUCCCGGUGGGCUCUCUAGCUGUCCUGAAUAUCCAAGUAGAAAAGAUUGAAGACCAGAAGCUUUACAUGUCCUGCAUCACCCACAGCAGAGAUGAGCAGACCGUGUAUGCCAAGUCCUCAGGCGUUUUUCUGCAGCUGCAGCUGGAAGAAGAGUCACCCCAGGAGCAAUGACUACGGCUUCAGCAGCACUG